CACCGUUCUAUUUAAGGCCCCUCCCGUGCGACUUCGGAGUACCGGAGCCGCUGCCGCCAAGUCCGGAUCCAGCGCCGCGCGCCACCGACGCCCGUCUGCCGUGCACACUCGAUUCCUUGUUCUAAGUCCAAUAUGGCAACUCUCAAAGAUCAGCUGAUUGUGAAUCUUCUUAAGGAAGAACAAACCCCCCAGAAUAAGAUUACAGUCGUUGGGGUUGGUGCUGUUGGCAUGGCCUGUGCCAUCAGCAUCUUAAUGAAGGACUUGGCAGAUGAACUUGCUCUUGUUGAUGUCAUGGAAGACAAAUUAAAGGGAGAGAUGAUGGAUCUCCAACAUGGCAGCCUUUUCCUAAGAACACCAAAAAUUGUCUCUAGCAAAGACUAUAAUGUGACUGCAAACUCCAAGCUGGUUAUUAUCACAGCUGGGGCACGUCAACAGGAGGGAGAAAGCCGUCUUAAUUUGGUCCAGCGUAACGUGAACAUCUUUAAAUUCAUCAUUCCUAAUGUUGUAAAAUACAGUCCGAACUGCAAAUUGCUUGUGGUUUCCAAUCCAGUGGAUGUCUUGACCUACGUGGCUUGGAAGAUAAGUGGCUUUCCCAAAAACCGUGUUAUUGGAAGUGGUUGCAACCUGGAUUCAGCCCGGUUCCGUUACCUAAUGGGGGAAAGGCUGGGAGUUCACCCAUUAAGCUGUCAUGGGUGGGUCCUUGGGGAGCAUGGAGACUCGAGUGUGCCUGUGUGGAGCGGAGUGAAUGUUGCUGGCGUCUCCCUAAAGAGUCUGCACCCUGCCUUAGGCACCGAUGCAGAUAAGGAGCAGUGGAAAGAAGUUCACAAACAGGUGGUUGACAGUGCUUAUGAGGUGAUCAAACUGAAAGGCUAUACAUCCUGGGCCAUUGGACUGUCUGUGGCAGAUUUGGCAGAAAGUAUAAUGAAGAAUCUUAGGCGGGUGCAUCCCAUUUCCACCAUGAUCAAGGGUCUCUAUGGAAUAAAAGAAGAUGUCUUCCUCAGUGUUCCUUGCAUCUUGGGGCAGAAUGGAAUCUCAGAUGUUGUGAAGGUGACUCUGACAACUGAUGAAGAGGCCCGUUUGAAGAAGAGUGCAGAUACACUGUGGGGGAUCCAGAAAGAGCUGCAAUUUUAAAGUCUUCUAAUGUACCACCUCACUGUUGAGGCUACAACAGGAUUUUAGUUGGAGAUUGUGCAUAUUGCCCCUUUUAUCUGAUCUAUGACUAAAAACACCAAUUUCCUAAAGAUAAAAAUAGUCAUGGUUCACCUGUAUCUCUGUCCUGAUGCUGGAUGGUACUUACCUUGCGUAGUCCUAAACUGGUCAGUGUGAAACAGUUCCACCUCUUCAAAGGCACCACUGCCAAUGUUGCACACACUGCAGUUGCCCUUCAAACUAGAUGAGUGUCCACUAUGUGUUACGUAACUUGUGGUUCCUUUACCCAGCGUGCCUAGUCCAACUUUUUCUCUCCAGUCAAUCACAUCCUGGGAUCCAAUGUAUAAAUCCAGUGUUGCAUGUCUUGUGCAUAACUUCUUAAGGAUCUUAUUUUGUGUACUAUAUGAAUCAGAUUAGUGUACCUUGCCAUAUAAUGUAAAAAGAAAGUCUACAUGUAAAUAAUGUAGCCAACUAUCCAAGUGUCAUACCAACUAAAACACCAAAUAAACCUUGAACAGUGA
This is a messenger RNA of Phyllostomus hastatus (greater spear-nosed bat), 1670 nucleotides long. Its product is annotated as L-lactate dehydrogenase A chain. Gene Ontology annotation, cellular component: cytoplasm. The record is from RefSeq and is a predicted model, not a curated record. Gene Ontology annotation, molecular function: L-lactate dehydrogenase (NAD+) activity. Lineage: Eukaryota; Metazoa; Chordata; Mammalia; Chiroptera; Phyllostomidae. Bases 133 to 1131 code for a protein of 332 amino acids. The transcript has 8 exons. Gene Ontology annotation, biological process: carboxylic acid metabolic process.